Periophthalmus magnuspinnatus is the source of this 3954-nucleotide messenger RNA. Its product is annotated as leucine-rich glioma-inactivated protein 1-like. Gene Ontology annotation, molecular function: protein binding. Bases 456 to 2096 code for a protein of 546 amino acids. The transcript is spliced from 9 exons. The record is from RefSeq and is a predicted model, not a curated record. Lineage: Eukaryota; Metazoa; Chordata; Actinopteri; Gobiiformes; Gobiidae. Gene Ontology annotation, biological process: myelination.
UCGCGCCCAUGGGUGAAUCUUCUUGUACGAGCUCGUUCUGACACAGAGGAGACGGUGAAAUCAUAUGGGCGUGGUUUUUGGAUGGAGAUGCUGCUGGCUGCUCCGUCUGCUCCCGCUGGGAUCCCCACCUGCCCCUCUCCCGCUCACCCUCGCUCUCUCUUCGCGCCUCGCACCGCUUUGGCCACCACGGCUCCACGGCUCCGCGCACCGGCUCUGCCUCUAACUGUUUUGGCAUUUCCCCGGGGCUGCAACCAACACAACCGCUGCGGGUAAUUAAGUAGCAUUUUUGUCAUCGUUUUUGAUUUGUUUUUUUGCCAUCCCACUGCGGUGUUGUGCAAGAAAGCGCUAUUACGCACGGAAAUAUAAACAAGUGGUGCCUCCGUCGCUCGGAUUAAGUACCCAGGAAGAAGUGCAAGAUUCCGGGGACGUUGUCGGUUCAUGUUCGGCGUGCAAGGAUGGAAAGGAACCGCAAAGGAGCGCCGGUGUUGUUGACGAGGCUUGGGCUACUACUUGUGCUGCUCGGAGUGAGCGGUGUGAGUGCCAAAAAGGCGAGGCAACCGCGCUGUCCGCACUCGUGUACAUGUACCAAAGAUAACGCGCUGUGUGAGAGUGCGGGGCUCAUACCUCGCAGCUUCCCUCCAGAUGUUAUUUCACUAUCGUUCGUCAAGUCCAAAUUCACAGAAAUCCCGAAAGAAAGCUUUAUCCACACGCCUGCCCUGCACCUCCUACUUUUCACGGCCAAUGAGCUGGAGUCCAUAGACGAGGAUGCCUUCUUCGGUCUGCCACACCUCGAGUAUCUAUUCAUCGAGAACAACCAAAUCAAAGCGAUAUCUCCGUAUGCUUUUCGGGGUCUCAAGACUCUAGUGCACAUGAGUCUGGCCUACAACAACCUGGAGUCUCUGCCCAAAGACUUGUUCAAAGGUUUGGACGCUCUCACCAAAGUAGAUCUCCGUGGAAACCAGUUCACGUGCGACUGUAAGCUCAAGUGGCUGGUGGAGUGGAUUUACAACACAAAUGCCACAGUGGAUCAGAUCUACUGCAAAGGACCUGCCUCUCAGGUGGACAAGAAGAUCAACGACCUGCUGCCACAAGCCUUCGACUGCAUCACCACAGAGUUUGCGUCGUACCAGAGCCUGAAGUUUGAGUCUAUAUCUGUGGAGGCCUUCAGCUUUGGACAGGACCAGUACGUGGUGUUUGCUCAGCCCUUCAUCGGGAAGUGCACCUUCUUAGAGUGGGACCACGUGGAGAUGGUCUUCAGGAACUACGACGACAUCAACAGCACCUCCACAGUCAUCUGCAAACCUCUCAUAAUCGACAACCAGUUGUUCAUCAUCGUGGCCCAGUUGUUUGGCGGCUCGCACAUCUACAAGCGCGACACCUCGGCCAACAAGUUCAUCAAACUGCAGGGCAUCGACAUCCUCAAGAUCCGCAAGCCCAACGAUGUGGAGACCUUCAGGAUCGACGGGGAAUCUUUCUUCGUCAUCGCCGACAGCUCCAAAGCCGGUUCCACCACCAUCUACAAGUGGAAUGGGAAUGGUUUCUACUCGCACCAGUCCCUGCAUCCGUGGUACAGAGAUACGGAUGUGGAAUUCAUGGAGAUCUCAUCGAAGCCUCACCUGAUACUAUCUAGUAGUUCACAAAGACCAGUGAUCUACCAGUGGGACAAAGGAACCAAGCUGUUUGACAGACGCACGGACAUACCAGAGAUGGAGGACGUUUACGCGGUGAAGCAUUUUAAAGUAAACUCCGACCUCUUCAUCUGCCUGACCAGGUUCAUAGGUGAUUCCAAGGUGAUGCGGUGGGACGGUGCACUGUUCCGGGAGCUCCAGACCAUGCCUUCCAGAGGGUCCAUGGUAUUCCAGCCCUUCUCCGUGGGCAGCUGGCAGUACGCGAUCCUGGGCAGCGACUACUCCUUCACGCAGGUGUACCGCUGGGAUCCAAAGAAGGGAGAGUUUGUUCACUUCCAGGAGCUGAACAUCCAAGCGCCCCGAGCAUUCCACCCGGUCUCCAUAGACAACAGGCAGUUCCUCCUGGCCUCCAGUUUUAAAGGGAAAACUCAGAUCUACGAGCAUCUGGUGAUCGAUUUGAGCAACUGAAGGUGUGUGAGGACAUGUGACUGGGAGAGGGUUAGUGCUAAAGACUAGAACUCAGUUCAUAUCAGUGCAUGAUCCAUAAUGUCCAUGUUAAGCAACUGAUAUUGACACAGAGAUGUUAAAGUGCAUAUGACAGUUUAGACUACUCUUUUCACUAAAACUAGUUAAUAUAUUUACUUUGCUAAAAAAAAACUGACCGAAUUGUCCCUAGUUAGAUAUUUUUUGUGAAGUUUAUUAUUUUACUUCCUAGUUGGACACAGGCAGCAAAUGUGAUCAAUCGAAUGGGCCAAGCUCAACGGCGUGACUGCUCUGACCAAUCAGAGCAAGAGCAGAGUAGAACAAUCCAAAGCUAAAAACUGAAAAAUUGCCACAAAAUCCGACCUUCAUGGAAGCUGUAGGUUCCUGUCAUUUUGAAUGGAAGUUUGUGAUGGCAAAUACAGUUGGAUAUAUUUUUUAAAAAUACAAAAAACUGUGUCAUAUGCACUUUAAAGAGUAACUUACCCACAAGCUCACACCUUUCUCCGACCGCGACCAAAGCUUCACAGUCCUGGAAAAGUGGUCCCAGACCAUGCAGAGAAACAAGGAAGAGAAAAAACUGCCAACAGUGUAAUGAAUGUUCCACUAUAAGCCAGACCGAACUGGGACCAGAGCACAACACCAGGUGAGGAGGAGCUAACUCACUAACACUUUGUCAGAAUAAGUCAUGUUGAUUAACUAGGAGUGGUAUGCAGGAAUUAUUUUAAUACAUACAAAGUGAAAUGUUGCAAGCAAACAUCUGUUAUUUUGGUUAAGGAUUUGGUCAUGUGCUGUAUAUAAUCUUUAUGUUGUUAGAAAGUGGAUUUUGCUUUCCAUUUAACCUAAAAGCCAUAAUCAUUACAAGUGAAAAGUGCUUGUAAUAUUUCACUGUGUACACUUAAUAUACAUAAUAUACAGUAAUAUGUGUUUCUACAGAAUUAUUACUAUAAAUGAACUUAUGGACAUGUUUUAAGGUGAGUUACUCUUUAACGGCGCAAUAUGUAACUUUUCUGAUGGAGGGCCCAGCACCAGCUUGUCACAAUGGAGUUUUUAUUGCUUUGCCAAAAAUGUUCCACAGUAUGGGUUUAAAUUUUUCAAUCACCAUGGAGACAAGCCAAGUUACAGGUCUGAUGUGUGGAGAUCCAGCCCCACUCACAGUAAGAAUGUAUGUUUAAUGAUUUAACUAUAAACGUACCUGUAAUGAAAAAAAAGUACGAUUAAUGAAUUUGACGCCAUACUGAGGAACAUUCCAAGGAAAGCAUUAACAUCACAAUAGAAAAGUUACAUAGUGCUCCAUAAAUCUCAUGAAAUCCAGUUGGGCCAUGCAUGACACAGGCCGCCCCGCACAUAGGACCAAUAGAAAAUGGAUUAGUUUUGGCCAUUUACUUAUGUUUAACCACUACUAUUGCAGUGACUGAAUAUUUCUACAUUUGUAAUCUCAUAUUUAUCUACUGAGGGUAAGAACAGACUUUUUAACCCGUUCGAGGAGAUCUGCCAAAAUGAGAUGUUUACAUUUUCCUGUCUUAAUCAUGUUUAAAUGAUCUUUUGUAAGUUAUAAUGGGACCACGUCAAAGACCAUAUUUGUAGGUUGAAAGAAUGUAAACUUGUACUUGGAUAUUCUUGGAACUUACAUGGUUAUUGUGACUGGUUUGUAUGUGUAUAAAGUAUUGAGCAAUGGUUUUACAAAGAAUGUAUGGACAAACUUCAGAGCACCGGACCAACUAUUUUUAGACACUUAAGAGAAUGUUAUCUUCGACACGCUCAAACUAACAAGCCAUUAUGUCAUGUUAAAGCGUUAAGUUAUUAAUAUUACACUGUUUAAGUCAAUAAAGGUUUACAUCAUGGA